Molecule: messenger RNA, 459 nt
Organism: Closterium sp. Naga37s-1
Lineage: Eukaryota; Viridiplantae; Streptophyta; Zygnematophyceae; Desmidiales; Closteriaceae
Source: the annotation of a GenBank genome assembly
AUGCCUACCAUCUCUCAUCGAGCCUCCCUUCCCAUCGUCGCGCAUCCCCUCUUCGACACUUCUUUGAACUGUAACCAAGCCAUGGCGUUGUUCCUCCUCGUGCCGUGCCUCCUCUCGCUCCUGCUGUCGCUCACCUGCCACGUGGACGCAGCUCAGUGGCACGAUUGCGGCUCCCAGCAUGUGCCCGUCACAGUGAAGAACGUCACGAUGCUGCCCGAUCCGCCAGUCAGUGGCUCGGAUUUCACGGUUGUGCUGCCCGCCGUCACAGCGGCGCGCAUCCAGUCAGGGGUGGUGCGGGUGAGUGUGGCGUACUACGGGUGGCCGGUCUACACGUCCACGGUGCAGCUGUGUGACAAGACGCCCUGCCCCGUGCUGCCGGGCCCCUUCACCUUCUCCAAUGAGCAGCCGCUGCCCUUCCUCACCCCCGCUGUGAGCACUGCCCUCCCUCUCUUGCUGUGA